This is a messenger RNA of Gracilinanus agilis (Agile Gracile Mouse Opossum), 323 nucleotides long. RefSeq names its product osteocrin (gene OSTN). Gene Ontology annotation, molecular function: signaling receptor binding. The coding region runs from base 3 to 323 and encodes 106 amino acids. Lineage: Eukaryota; Metazoa; Chordata; Mammalia; Didelphimorphia; Didelphidae. Gene Ontology annotation, biological process: hormone-mediated signaling pathway. The record is from RefSeq and is a predicted model, not a curated record. The transcript has 2 exons.
AGAUGCUGGACUGGAGAUUUGUGGCCACUCACUUGAUCCUGGCCUUUUUCCUGAUGCAAUGGAGCACUGGGAAAGGGCCCUGGGUUGCUGCAGCACCAGAGCAGGCCAUUAACUCCAUAGCUGAGAGUACCCAAACUCACAUUGAAAACACUGAAGAAAAAUCUGCCACUGAGCUGACCCAGAAACUCUUGUUCCUUGAUGAGCUGGUAUCCCUGGAAAAUGACGUGAUUGAAACCAAGAAGAAAAGGAGUUUCCCUGUCUUUGGGGCUCCACUGGACCGACUCUCUGCUGGGUCCUUCAAUAUCAAAGGCAAACAGAGGUAA